Molecule: messenger RNA, 1863 nt
Organism: Oldenlandia corymbosa var. corymbosa
Lineage: Eukaryota; Viridiplantae; Streptophyta; Magnoliopsida; Gentianales; Rubiaceae
Source: the annotation of a GenBank genome assembly
GACAUUAUUCAAAAUCUGUCUCCCGCCUAAACCCAACAAACAGCCCAGAAGAAGAAGAAGAAGAAGAAGCAUUUAUUAAUGAAAGUAAAAUCUUUGGCUGCAAAUUACGGCUUCUUCUCCUCCUCUUUCAUGGUUACCGUUACCCCCUUUUUAUUCCCACAACAAAACCAAAAAAACUCCAAAAACCCCACACACACUUUCCCAGACACAUUUUCAAAUUCGAAUUUGCAGUUUUGAGGUUUUAUUAAUGUCAUCAUCAAGCACUAGAUAUAAAAGACUCCAUCUUUCUACUCAUUGUUCCACUCAAAAAUCACACCUUUUUUUCAAGUUUUAACACCCAGUCAAUCUAUCUAUAUGAACCCAAUUCAGGUUUCAACCCAAUUCAGCUGCUUCAUAGUCCAAUUCAAUGGCUGCUGAAAAAAAGACUUCUUUUCCUCGGCAAUCUUCGUACAAUUCAUUGUAUGCUAAUCCUCUGAGUGAGCAGAAGCAUAAUCGUAGUUGCAGUGAAGGAGGAGGAAAUUCUAGUAACAACAAUAUUGUUCCUCUUGUGGUUCAUAUUCGUCGGGGUCAUUCUAAUACUAACAUUCAUUUUGAUGACAAAGAAAAUGUUACCCCAAACGUUCCUUACAGUUGGAAUCGGGAUGAUAAGGAAAAUGUUACUCCUAAUGUUUCAUAUGGUGAUGAUAAGGAAAAUGCAGUGACGCCGGUUUCGGGUAAAGGAAUUCGUCUUCUUGACCCGAAGGAUUUUGCUGCUGUGGAUGAGUGUCAUUCCAAAGACAGGGCUUUGAAUUUGAAGCCAUCUUCACUUCAGCUGUGUAUGCAGAAGCACGAACCCGAUUCGACAUUCGGGGUGAAAUUCUGGGAACCGGUUGUUGAUUCUGAAAAGACUAAUUCAGGGAAUAUCUGGGAUUAUUCAGAUUCUGAAUCUGCACCUGCUGCUUCUUGGUCCACUCUCCCCAACAGGUCAUUGUUAUUUAGGCCUUUGCCUGUGGAUAUCGGAAGGUGUACGUGUCUGAUAGUGAAGGAAGCAUCUGCUAAAGGACUGGAAAAGGGCACUCUUUAUUCCCUUUAUACUAAUGAAGGUCACGGUAGACAAAACAGGAAACUCGCGGUGGCACUUCACCGGAGGUGCAAUGGGAAGUCCGAGUUUGUGGUAGCAUCAGAUGUAAAUGGAAUCCUGAGUAGUCAGGAUGAUGGUGUAAUAGGGCACAUGAAUGCAAACAUUAUGGGCUCAAAAUACAACAUAUGGGGUCUGGGGAAUCAUCUCAAUUCCACGCCUAAACACUCAAAAUUACAAGCAGUUGUUUCAUUUAUGCCUACAAUAGCUACCUGGACAGGGAGCUACAGAAGCAUGAAGGCUUGGAUACCAAAGCAUCAAUCAAUGCAGUUAAAGAAUACAAAUCAGCACAUUAAUGGACUGCCAUUGGAUUGGAAUGAGAAGAGGGAUAAAGUGCAUCAGCUUUUCUCCAGGGUGCCAUAUUACAACAAGAUGUCGAAACAGUAUGAAUUGGAUUUCAGAGACAGAGGGAGAACAGGACUCCGAAUCCAGAGCUCCGUAAAGAAUUUCCAACUAACGCUGGAGAAGAAUGGAAGACAGACAAUUCUCCAGCUUGGAAGGGUAGGGAAAUCCAAUUAUGUGAUGGAUUUCAGAUAUCCAAUGACUGGUUUCCAAGCCUUCUGCAUCUGCUUGGCAUCUAUUGAUUCAAAGCCAUGUUGCACUUGGUAAUCAACAAAUGCCUAUAACAAAAUCGAUCCGAUAAGCACGCUUUAGCUGCAUAACUUCUGUAUAGAAGCCGGAUGCCCUCAAUCAAAAGCAGGACCUUUGCAUUAACAGACAUGAUGAAGCAAAAUGACAAGAGGGGG